Molecule: messenger RNA, 1566 nt
Organism: Epinephelus fuscoguttatus (brown-marbled grouper)
Lineage: Eukaryota; Metazoa; Chordata; Actinopteri; Perciformes; Serranidae
Gene: cfap161
Product: cilia and flagella associated protein 161
Exons: 8
Coding region: 116-997 (293 amino acids)
Biological process (GO): cilium assembly
Cellular component (GO): motile cilium
Source: RefSeq, a predicted model, not a curated record
ACUAUCACACAAACCAUGGCUAAGCUAUAUUUAACCGAGCAGGUCAAACAUUAAAGUAGGCUAACGUGGUGUGAAUACUAUUAGUAUAGAAAUAGUUGUCAAUAUUAUUGUGAGAAUGGCUCAUGUGAACACUUACCGAACAAAUGUGAGAAUCGGAAACUGGAACGAGGACCUGUACUUAGAGGAGGAUAAAAAGAAGGAGUAUCUGGAGAAAAAAGAGAGGGGUGAGCUGUCUGCCCAGAAAGUGGACUUCCUCAAGCAGAACAUUUUGAGACCGGUGGAUCUCACUGUGACAAAUGAUGGACAAUUGCACUUUGGGGAUGUUGUGAUGUUGGUGAACAUGGGAGGAGAAAAGAGGCAGUGCAGUGCACUGAGCAUUAACGCUGACAUUAACAGUUUGACAAAGACUCCUUCACUUGCUAUUCAAGCCCCAUGUGGGGUCAGUGCAGGAAGAGGUAUUCAGGCUUGCACGCGCACUGCCUUCAUCAUAACCAGUGUGGACGGCAGCCAGGAAGGAUCGACUUUGCAUUACGAGCAAAGUUUUGCCCUGAAAACAACGAGUGGCUUUGCUGGAGGACUUUUCUUGACGAGUGACCUGCAAAGUUUUCAAAAGUGUGCAAAAAAGUCCCGCCUGCAAGAAGUAAACUUGGAUCAUGGCGGUUCCUUUCUGUCAUGGUGGAAGAUAGUUCACUUUGACCCUCAGGAGAGGCUUGAAUAUGAGGGUCAGCCAAUUCCUGCUAAUGUGAGCGUGCUGAUCAUACACUGCAAGACAAACCAGGCUCUUGCUGUUCUGGGUGAUCAUAUCCUUUGGAACAUGUAUGACAAAGAGUAUGAGAUUACGGCACACACCUUCCUGGACUCCCACAAAGCUGAGCAGGACAGCAACCACUGGAUACUGUGCACCUCUGACCCUGCAGGGAAAGGGCUCGUACUUCUCAACCACCCACAGUCAGCCGCCAACAGCAAGGAGCUCACGCAGGCAAACCCUGGCAUCUAAAUCACACAAUCCACUAUAGGGCAGAAAGAUUCCGCAUCAUUAACAACACCUAAACCUUUAUCGAAAUAAAGUUGUUUUUUGCUCUGUUUGGGUCACUGAUUUUUUUUCCUUUUUAAUACAAAGAGAUUCCAGGAUGGACUCCCACCAGAGCAUUAAGGUUAUAUGAUACACAUCGGCCUGCCAAGCCACCGGGAGGUUCUGUAGAAAGAAGCAUUUGAUAUGUUUCUCCACACAACACUUACAUUGUUUUAGUUGGAGAAUAGCAUAAGACACUAACUGUGAUAUUGGACAGUAGGACAAAUUGGGUCAAUUUCCCAUGCAUUUCAAACUUCCCCGGAAAUACCUUUUUAAGUGAUGGUGAUGAGAAAUGGGGAUGAAGGAGCAAUCAAGAAAAAACAGUCCUCAUCAGCUGACUUAAUGCAGUACUUUGAACAUGUUAGUCUACUAAGGAUAGGAUUCAAAGUGCCUCUACUUGAGCUACAUUUACACACAUGCUGUCUUAUAACGUGAAAAUAUUCUAAUAUGCUGUGGUUUUGUAAGACUGCUACUUCUAACUCUUUACUUGGUGA